CCACCAGCACAUGGCCACACCUGUAAUUACCAGGCAACUCUCCGCAUCCAGGGAGAGAUUGAACGCGCACGCGACUCGACCUGACCACGUAUCGUGUGCAAUGGCGGUUCUCAAGAUCUGAUAUUGUUGUUUCAAGGCCACAGCGAUUCAUGUGUCGAACGAAGGGCCAACCGGCGGAUCGAAUCGAAUGCAAAGACUGGCACAGUUGACAAGAGCGUCGAGAGCGUCAAGCGUGGACGGCAAAUGGCCGGGCCAUCCACCAUGCUGAGCUCUUCGGCGACGCCCACCCAGAGGUCCUAUGUCCCGCCCCAGCAGCAACAGCAGCAGCUACAACAACAGCAAUCCGGAACCCUUGCGCCUUCGCGACCAAGCUUCGAGCGCGAUGGUCUGCAGCCCCCUGCUCCCAAUGGGGGCCGCAAUCUCUCCGCCUCGGCCGUGAGCUUUGCCUCGCGCGGGCCGUCGCUCAACCCGUCGCUCAACCCGUCGCCCCUGCCAGGCAGCUUCAGCUCCGAUCUCCGCAGUCAGAUGAACCUCUCCCGUGCCGGCUCACGACUCGACAUGUUUCCGGCCCUUGAAAAGCUGGACGAGGACGAUAGCCCGACCCAUGAGAAGAUGCUCGCACACCUGCGCGACGCUCUCAGCCGUGAGAUGAAGAUCAAGGAGGGCAGCGAAAAUAUGUUGGAAGCGCUAAACUCUAAGAAGGCAAAGCAAACCAAGGAGCAGCGGCAGAGGGUCGAGGCCGAGCUGAACUCUUCCAACCUGCGCAUCAAGGAGCUGCGCCAGAAGAUCACAGACGCCCAGCGCGUGAGGGCAGCGCCAACGACACCGACGAGGACAAGGGCAGACGGCCUGUUCCCCGGCGCCAAUGGCUUGCGCUCUCCUCCCAGCGCUUCCCGCAGCGGAGCAGGGUCCGAUAUGGACGAGCCUGCCGAGUCACCAACCUUUGCCCUCACCGAACUUCUGCAGGCCCUGGAAUUGGCUGGCAUGGCCCCGGACUACUACGUUUCGAGGGCAAACAGUCUGGUCGACCUCUUCAAGCGCCACCCCACGCUCAAGUAUGACUUGGUGUGGUCCGUGUUUGGUCUCCGGAUGCAAGCCAUGCUCUUGAGUGAGAGCCGCGAGGUUGUUGCCGCAGGGUACAGGAUGAUACGAUACGCCAUUUCGGAUAUCAACUCUCUCCGAAAUAUCCGUUCCCUCAACACUGAUUAUCUCGUCACCUGGUCCCUGAUCAAGGACCGCAAAUCAGACGUCGAACGUGAGCAGGCCCUUAAAUUCGUGCGCGCCUUUCUUGAUGUCAAAGAUGGUGUCCGCGAGAUAUCAAGAGCCGUCGUCCGCUCGAUAGCUGCGGCGGCAGAGGAACCCGAGGAGAGACUGCGACCCAUCUGCAUUGAGACUUUGGCUGAGAUUCUGGUCCGCGACCCCCAGCUGUUGAUCGCUUCCGGGGGCAUGGCUGCUCUACACGAAGCGCUGGCAGAUGGCUCAUACAAGGCGUCAGAAAGCCUAACGGCUGCCUUCCUCUACCUUCUGGACACGCCGGAUCGGCGCAAAUACCUGCGUCCUGGAAACGAGUUGGAGAUUCUCUUUACCGCCUUUACCGACGAGCUGUCGUCCAACGAGCGGUUUCUGAAGCAAAGCAUCAAAGCUGUGGCUUCGGCCUUGAGGACAUGGUCCGGGCUUAUGAGCUUGGCCAUGUACAAUUUCCGUGCCAUCAAGUCCAUGAUAACCAGCAUGGUCGUGCAAACCGGGCCCAUCCGGGACUCAAUCAUGGAUCUCAUCUUCUCCCUUCUUCGGAUUAAGCCCCCAGCCUGGGCAACCUCGUUCCUGGCCGGCCGGCGACUCACCACGUACGGGCGAGUUGCAAACCUCAAGUCAACGACUGGCAAGGGCUCUCAGCCAGAAUUGGAAGAAGAUGGGGGGGAACAAAACUUCGUUGAGCACUACACCGCGCUCCUGCUUGCCGUUUUUAUCAAGUCGGGUGUUUUGCCGGCACUCCUCAAGCUCACCCAGGACAACGAGAGCCCAACGAUGAAGCGAAAGUCCACUUUGUUGAUAGGAGAGGUACUAAAGCUGUCGAGUCAUUUGCUUCCGCCCUCUUGGAGCGGCGAGCUGCAGCUGCUCCCAGAUUUAUUCAUUUCUGCGGCCAGGCUCAGAGACGAAAACCACUUCUCUGCCACCGGCGUGGUCUACCAGAUCAGCAGCGUCAGCAAGACGUUGUACAGAUCGUCGCCGUCAGGCUACCUCCCUUCGGCCCACCAGAAUAUGGAUCAAGGUGCCCUCGACGAGCACCCAAAAGCCAACACGGCCGUCAGCUUUGACGAAGGGACGUUUCGCCAGCUCAUCCUCGAGUCAAACGUACUCAGCAGUUCCAACUACAACAAGUGGAAUUGGGAUGUGAUCCUCAGGCUCAUCGAAGGACCGCUGACUAGCGGAAAAAGGCUGGAAGAGGCCAUCAAGGCGUCCAAGUUCAUUAAACGGAUCAUGAGCUUCUACCGCCCAUUCAAGUACAAGUUCUCGGAAAUAAAGAGUUCAAGAAACACGCAGAAGUACGUGCGGACGGGGUGUGCCCUGAUGCACGCGCUACUUCAAAGCCCCGAGGGCGUUAAGUAUUUGUCCGACAACAAGCUGCUGCGCCAGAUUGCCGAGUGCCUGGCUCAGUGCGACCCGACGAGCGGGCUGACGGCUCAGGACCCUAUGUUCUCCAAGGACCGUCUCGCCGACACCCUUUGCGGCGGGUACUUUCCGAUGCUCGGCAUCCUAAGCGGGGAUGCAAAGGGAAUGCAAAUGCUAGACAGAUGGCGCAUCUUCAACAUGAUGUACCGCAUUCUCGAUCUGAAACAGCGGCCGGAUCUCAUCAAGCUCAUGCUCGCCAAUUUCGACUACUCCCUCCAGGGUCACCCUAGAGUGCUUUUAUCGAAGGCCUUGACGGCUGGGACGAAGGACAUCAGAAUCUAUGCGACAAACGCCGUGAGGAAGUUUGCCACGCACCCACGGAUGGGUGCUCAGGGCCAGGAGGCCAGCGACUCAAAGUGGGCCAUCCAACUGCUUGUGACGCAGCUGUACGAUCCUGAUGUUGAAGUGUGUGCAACCGCCGUCAAGAUACUCGAGAAGGCGUGCAACACAAAGAACCAUCUCGAGUACAUUGUCGAAUGCCGGCCGGCGCUGGAUCACCUGGGCGAGAUAGGCGCUCCUCUGCUCCUGCGCUUCCUUUCGACGUCGAUUGGCUAUCACUAUCUUGACGGGCUGGACUACAUCAGCAACGAGAUGGACGACUGGUUUCUGGGUCGGAACGACUCCUACGUCAGUGUCAUCGAGGCCAGUCUAGCACGCUCGUUCAUGGAGCAACAAGACGACCACACGAACCGGAGCAGCGUCUUUGACGACGAGCAGGAGAUGGAGGCCGACAGCCACGUGCCGCCGCACUUCUACCGGGAGCUCACCCGCACCGAAGAAGGGUGCAAGCUACUCAGCGACAAGGGCCACUUUGACGAAUUCGCCGCCACCAUCCGCGAGUACGGCAUGCAGUCAGACGAUCCGGAAAUGAUGGUCAAGGUCAAAGGGUGUCUCUGGGCGGUAGGCAACGUCGGAUCCAUGGAGCUCGGCGCGCCGUUUCUGGAGUCGUGUGACGUGGUGGAGCAGAUCGUCAAGAUUGCCCAGAGCCACGAGGUCAUGAGCCUGCGGGGGACCGCGUUUUUUGUGCUCGGCCUCAUCUCGCGUUCCAUCCACGGCCUCGAGAUCCUCUCGGAAAACGGCUGGGACGCGAACACAAACAUCCUAGGCCACUCCCUGGGUCUGUGCAUCCCCUCGGACCUCGGACAGCUAUUCUCCCUCCAGCCUUGGCAACACACCCCCGUGACCGCCAUCGAACUGCCCGACAGCCAAAAGACGGAGACGGCCAAGCUACCGACUAUGCCCUCGCGCCCGCGCUCCGAGUCGCUCAUCAAAGCCCUGCAGGAAGCUGAAGAAGAAAACGCCGGCGGCGGCACAUCAUCAGACGGCUACAGCGGCCCAUCACGCGUCGAACGAGUUCAAUUGGACCCGGACCCUACCAACCACCGCAUUCUGGAACUGGUCGUCGACAUGUCCAACAUGGUAUUGUACCGGCGGGCGCGCAACGAGCUGAUGCAGAUUAAGACGCAGAAGAAGGCGGCCGGAUUCGCGCAGCCGAGGCUUUUCCGAAAGGUCAUGUCGCUGUUGGAGUGUCAUCAUUAUAGGCUGGCGGAUCGGAACAUGAUUGUGGGGUUGUUUGAUAAGAAUGUUUUGAGGGCGGUGGUGUAUGGGGAAGACGAGAGUUCGGCGAGUGAAGAUGGGAGUGAGGAGGAGGAAAGUGGGGAGGAGGAGGAGGAGGGACGGCAGGGGUUGGCUGUGCGUGGUGUGAGGGAGGAGAAAAGUGAGAGUGAGGAGGAUGAGGAUGAGGAUGGCGGCGACGACCACCACCACCACAAUCACGCCCACGACAAUGAUGAUGAGGACGAGGAAGAGGAGGACGAGGAGGACGAAGACGAUGGGGACCAGGAUGGGGAGAGCUCCAGCGAUGAGCAGCGGACGGAGCGGCAGAGGAGUGUGAGCGACCCGGCGGAUGUCAAGAGGCGCGGGGUGAUACGAGGUUUUGGUCGGUAGCGGUGCAACGACCGUCAUGAUAUGGUUUCCUCUCGUUCUUUGGGUAUUCAUGACAGGUGGUGUGUAGCACGGAGUUGCAGCUUGAGGCACGAGCCGGUGUUGGUUGUAUUUCUACAAAAAUGGGAGGCAGCUUGGGGGAAGUGUCCAUGGGCAGCAGGGCGGUCAUGGUUAUGGGGGCUUGCAUAUAGGGGCUGGUGGCCGGGUUUGGUUGUUGAGGCGUUUCAAACAGCUCAUUUCGCCGGGGAUUUCGCGUGGAUCUGUAUACUACUGAAGCUCCCCGUCGAGGCCAGGAGGUGGGAUGCUCAAUUGGAGGCUUUAUUAAAGCGAUUGAAAGUGACCGUCCCGUUCGCAAAGGUUACUUGGUU
This is a messenger RNA of Parathielavia appendiculata, 4982 nucleotides long. RefSeq names its product ARM repeat-containing protein. Gene Ontology annotation, cellular component: TORC2 complex. The coding region runs from base 244 to 4617 and encodes 1457 amino acids. The record is from RefSeq and is a predicted model, not a curated record. The transcript has 2 exons. NCBI's taxonomy places the organism in Eukaryota, Fungi, Ascomycota, Sordariomycetes, Sordariales, Chaetomiaceae. Gene Ontology annotation, biological process: TORC2 signaling.